AUAGCAAGGAUACUGUUGUCAGAUAGAAUGUUUUUGAGACCAGAGACAUAUAUUCCAGAUAUGAUCUUCUGAUCUUUUGUACUACAAUGUAAUGAAUGGUACAGUCUGCUACCGGUGUUUUCAGAUCUUGGCCUCGUUUUUUGUUUUUUUCUGUCGUCCUCUGAUCAGACUGCCGUUUUUUUUCUGCUGUUAUAUAGAGCCCGCAAUCAUACGGAAUGUGGUCCAGAAGUGAUUUAGAAGAUGGAUACGAAUCUACUAAAAAAGGCUCCAGUGGUGGUUCUCCAGGAUGGGUCCCUGGCCACGAAUCAGCCUGGCACAGCAACCUCCCUGGCCCUGGGAACAGUAUCUGUGGUCAGCGGCGACUCAGCACAGUGUCUGAUAGUGGUGAUACUGGCAUUGGUACUUACUGCUCUGACAGCCUGGAAGACGACUCCAGUUCCAGCACCACGCCUUUGUCCUUCCAGCCGCUGUCCCAGCGGCACGUGAGCCAGGAUGAUAGUGCCAUCCCCAUUGUCCAUGUCACGCUGUCCCCAUCCUCCUCAACCAGCAGCACAGGCCGCGGGAGCAGGUCUUGCCAACUGCUUACACCAGCUUUGUCUCCCCUUGGUGCACCAAGCUGUCUGGACAUUAAGGACCAUCAGCCCAUCCGGAGGUGGUCCUCUCUCACCAAGUUGUCCUCUGGGGCUAAUAAGAGCUCCAUUAGGACAUCACGCAAUCCGUACAACUCAGAUUCACUCGGCUCCCUGGACAGAGGUCUGCUAUAUGGGUACAGAAAGGAAACCCUUGGUUCAAAUGUGGAUCUUUAUUUACCUUUAUCUUCCUCCUUGCUCUGCCAUAGCUUGCUGCAAUGCUCACCAGGUGCCGGCCCCUGCUUCAGCUACAACCACAGCAGUAGAUACAAUGGUUUGGAAAAAGACCUGUCCCUUUCCUCAGCUCUGUCCUCAUCCGUAAAACACAACAGUUUGGACAUGAACUAUAGUGCUUCACCAGAAGCUAAACUGGCUCAGGGUGGUGCACAGGUUUAUGGCCUCAGCAUACCCAAGCAAGCAAAAUCGCCACUGGGUCAUCAGACUGACAGGGGCUCCCCAAUUCAGCCUGCAAUUCGCACCCAGAUGUGGCUAACUGAGCAGAUGGAGUUUAGGCCAAAGGUAGAGGGGGGAGGUCAAAUCAGUGCUACUGGACCAGAGGGCUGUGGUGGAGAUGGACCUUUGUCAUGUCAACAGGAACAUCAGCUGGAACCAGGGCUUACCCAGAUGCUGAUGGGGACCUCCAUUCCUAUCAACUCUCUGGUGAAGGUUAAAGAGGGGCUGCUGAGACAGAGAGAGCUGGAGAUAGAUAGACAAAAGCAGCAGAUCUUGCAGCUCCGUGCCCGGAUCAAAGAGAAUGAGCUCAAAGCACAGCAUGUCCUGCAGAGCCAGAGAGGGUGGUUUGAUGGCUCACACAUUCAAAAUACUAAGGAAUCAGCAAUGAGAAAGCCAUGCAGACAGACAUGCGAUAGGCUGUGCUGUGAUGAAGAACUUAGCAGGAAGCUAGCUGUCGCUGAACUGGAAGUUCUCCAUUUGAAUGAUUUCUUCAAGCAAGUCACAAACAAAUAUACAGAGGAAAUCAGAAAAUUGGAGGAAAAGAUAAAGACAAGGGAUCGCUACAUCAGCAGUCUGAAAAAGAAGUGUCAGCGAGAGAACGAACAGAACCAAGAAAAACAGCAACGCAUAGAGACACUGGAGAAAUACCUUUCCGACCUGCCAACGCUGGACGAGGUGCAGGCACAGGCCCAGCAGCAGGAGGAGGUACAGCAGAAAGCCAAGCAUCUGGAGAAAACUGCAUCUCGGUUACAUAAGAGCCUAGAAGAAGGAUAUGCUCUGAUAAAGGAGAAAGAUAUCAGGAUUGAGAUGCAGGCCAUGAGGGAAAAGGAGUUGAUUGCAUCUGUACAAAGCCUGCAGCAGAAGGUGCAGUACUGUUUGGACGAUGGGGUGAGGUUGCCCAUGCAUGAAAGGAAGAUGCUUGAGAUGGAAAACACUCAACUCCUGGAGCAGCAAGACCACAGCAGCAGGCUAAUUGAGCAUCAGAAAGAACGGAUUGAGAGACUGACCGUGCUGCUGACGCAGCGGCAGGUGUAUGAAGGGCUGUUGGUGCAUCCCCGGUCCCAUGUGGAGAUGCCUGAAGUAGGCCGGCUGCUGAAAGAGAUGUCCCUGUGUCUACUGGACCUCCAGGCUCUCUGUAGCAUCCUGGCUCAGAGAGCGCAGGGGAAAGAGCCCAACCUGUCUCUGCUACUGGGCAUGAAAUCAUUGAGUGUUUCGGCGGAGGACAGUGACUGCAGAGUGGUGGAGGAAGAAGAAGUGAGGUUCAAGCUGCUAGAGGUCGGCCAGCUCAGGAGAGACAUCGAUGACCUGAGGAAAAGCAUCUCAGACCGCUACGCUCAGUGCAAGGGUGACAGCUGUGUCUCCCAGUGACACCCAGUACCCUCCCUGUGUGUUUCAACUUCCUCAUAAAAAAAUGAUACCAACAGUGUUACCUACAUAGUGUGGUUUGUACAUGAUGGACAAUGUUAGUGUGUCAUGUUUUUCAGUCUACCCCCAUUCAGAGUGAUUGGCCUCCAGCGUUUAACCAAAGCAAGCCACAGACAACAGAAAAAAAUAACUGAUAGAAUGUGCAUAACUGAAAAAGAAUGUGGAGAGAGAUAAGGCAUCAGACCAGCCAGGGUGUCUAAACUGAUGUUCUUUGAUUAAGAAGUGAUUUAUUCCUGAGCGGACAGACAUUAUUAUAGCUGCACUGAAGGACCGAACACGGCAUAGUUUGAGACAGCUUGAUUACUGAUAAAACACUGAGAAUUUGAUAUUUUCAAAUGAAAACUAGUUUGCUUUACAGAAGCUCAUGCACAUUAAUUAAAGAGAGAUUGAAGAGCUUGAAUGUGUGAACACUCAAUAGUGCUGUGUUACAGUGAUGGCAGACUAACACAGCUCAGCAAAACUUAGGCAUCAGAAGUAGAGUGGGUCAUCUUCCAAUCAGAAGAACGGGGUUCGAUCUCUGGCUCCUCCUUGGGCAAGACACUGAACCCAAAUUUGAACUAAAUGUAUAAAUUAAAGCACUUUCAACAUCCCAUGUCUAUGUCUUUUUCUAAAAACUUUCAAGGAUUCAGUUGUUUCUUUCAAAUUCACCAACUUUCCAGAAUUUUAAGGACCCAUGGGAACCAGCAGUAAUUAAUAUUUUUGUAUUGACAGUGGACCAAAUCAUUUGUAAUGCUAAACUGACAGAGAAACUGCAUUUCUCCUAUUCUUUAUGAAGGGUUAUAUUCAUAUCUGCAAAAUUUGUAAAUGUGCAACUGUUUGCUAACACAUUCACCAUAACAAUUUUAUAAGAUGAUAUGUCAAUAAUGUAUUUACAGCUUUUAAAUAAAUACUACCAGCUUGGAAAAGAGCACAUUCAGGCAUAGUCUGAGUGAUU
Messenger RNA from Anoplopoma fimbria (sablefish), 3441 nucleotides. RefSeq names its product centrosomal protein 85, like (gene cep85l). The coding region runs from base 216 to 2450 and encodes 744 amino acids. The record is from RefSeq and is a predicted model, not a curated record. Lineage: Eukaryota; Metazoa; Chordata; Actinopteri; Perciformes; Anoplopomatidae. Gene Ontology annotation, cellular component: centrosome. The transcript has 12 exons.